Bolinopsis microptera is the source of this 2068-nucleotide messenger RNA. Its product is annotated as ribitol 5-phosphate transferase FKRP-like. Bases 4 to 738 code for a protein of 244 amino acids. NCBI's taxonomy places the organism in Eukaryota, Metazoa, Ctenophora, Tentaculata, Lobata, Bolinopsidae. The record is from RefSeq and is a predicted model, not a curated record. The transcript has 6 exons.
GGAAUGAACUUCCUUUAUCCCCAAGGCAUAGACUUUACCAACUUUAAAGUAAAGAAUGUGGUAUAUUGGAGGAUUCUUACAAAUCGUGUAUGGAAAGUGUUCUGUCUAUUUGCAUUCUGCUUUGGCAUCUUUGUUUGGAUCAAUCUAAGGUGGAGUAGUUGGUACGGAACAGAACUAGAACCAAGAUGUCAAGUGCCUGAAGAAGAGUUGGAAGAUAUGAGAAUGAUUGGACGUGAGACUAAAGAUAUUCUUGAUAAGCAUAAUAUGACGUAUGUGUUAGGAUUUGGAUCAUUAUGGGGGGCUCUCAGAAUUGGAGAUAUCCUACCUUGGGAUAUUGAUAUUGAUAUUCUUGUGAUAUUGGAUAGACAUUCAGAUAUUAGAGGAACAAUUGAUGGUUUAAUAGUUGAGAUGAAAGAACAGGGUAUGGAUGUUUAUUACCGUGACUGGGUUGGUAUUAUUCAGGGUUACUCCCCUGUCUACAAAUCACAGCUUGACGUGUCAUUUUGGUGUGACUACUAUGGCAUGGGAAUAAUGCACAGAUGUUCGGGGUGGGAGUCUUGGUUUUUCUUUAUUCACCACAGAUACAAUUUUGCCUUUCCAGCAAGACUUGUAAAAACACCUCUUCCCACCCUUAAUUUCGUAAAAAGAAAUUGGACUGUUCCCAGAGAAGGAAUAGAACUGCAGAAAUACCACUAUCCAAAAGAUUGGUGGAAAGUGGCUAAACCAAGGGGAUGUUAGGACCAAAUUUAGCGAUUUAUUUGUUAUGUGACCCGGAGUUCCAUUUAGUUCUACAAAUAUAUUUGUAUAAUUUUUGUGUUUUGUAUUGGCCCUCCCAUGAUAGGCAUACUUUUUAGUGUUGUAUAUCGUAUCCAGUAGUUUUUGCAAUAUCUUAGCUUGAGUUAGCUCUACCAACAUUGUUAGACCGAUGUUCUGAUUUGAUAUUGCAAUCUGCAUGCUACCAGCUGGGAUUGGGAUUUUAUUAUAAAUCAGCUGAGCUGAUUUAUAAUGAAAUCCCAAUUUACCGUGCCCCGAUAUAUCAUGAACUCGGAAUUACCAGGAAGUUAUACUAGUUUAAAUCAUAACUCCGGAUUUUUAAUUUUUCGAAGAAGUUUGGCUGUACAAUUCUGGUAAAUCGGGGUAUCACUGUAUUAAAACAAUCAUUGUCGCCGACUAGAUUACUUAUUUAACUUUAUUCAAGAAAGUUGCUUGUAAACUUAUAUUUGUUGUCUUGGGUAUUUAAUAUAUAUAUACAUUUCUGUUUUGUAUUAGAUUAUUAAACCGAUCGAGAUAUAUAUUAUAUAAUAUACUCAUUGUUUAUCAAGUCAUGACUGUUUUAAUUUGAUAUCAAUGUAGUAAUAUGUACAUUGUGUACUUGAGUGUAGAUUCAAAAUGGGUUGAUUAGAUAUAUAUAUAUAUCCAAUAUCCAUGGCCAUGUAUGUUGUGCAGAAAGUAAAUUUAUCAACUCAACGUCUAUGGUGACGACUAUUUACCAAGAAACUAUCACAACCCUUAUCAUAGACAGAAUUCUAACCCAAACACGUAUCUUAGUUUCCUGGCGAUCAAUAUUUAUAAAUAAGUAAUAAAUAGAUUAUAGAAUCCACUUAACAUCAAUUAUAUAAACUUUUAGUUUCGCUACAUGAGUUUAUCAUAGUUAUAAGAGUUAAUAUUAUCAUUUAAAGUGUAAGUUGACAUUCUGUUUAAAGUUUUAUAAAUAAAUAUACUUUAACGAGAUUUCUUAGCGUUAUCAAUUUACAGUAAGGGGACACAGCAGUUCUAAGACCGAUUAGUGCAUUUUUGUUUGAUAAGUAGUUCUAGUCACUGCUUAUCAGCUUUACUAAAGUGUUUAGUUUGUUUCAUACUAUACUAUAAUUUUCCGAGUGGAGUUGUACCGUUGCUACGAAUUUUGACUGAUUAAAUGUUGCCUUUGUUACAAUUUUUACGUUUGAGUUAAUAAACUAUGAUGAUUAUUAUAUAUGAAUUUUACUUGAUAGAGUGCUUAACUUAAUGUUAAAUGUUUUUACAGGCUCUAAUGAGUAAUGAUGUAGUUUUACGAAGAUUUCAAGCCUUA